AUGAAAAACAAUACCAGAGGACUUCCAGCAAAUUUAAAUAUUAGUUGCACUGCAAAUAGGAAAUAUACGAUAGAGAGAGUAGAACAAGUCGAAUAUCUAGGAGUAACGCUAACGUGUAAGGGCGAUGAAGAAAAGGAAAUAGAAAAAAGGUUAGCGAAAGGAAGUGUACCAAGCAAUAUUAAGGCCUACAGUUAUUUAUGCAUGCGAGACGUGGACAAUGAGAAAAAAAGAGGAAAGCAAGCUAGAAGUCUGGGAACGAAAAUUUUUGGAGGAAUUAAAGUCCAAAACGAAUUCAGGAGAAGAACAAAUAAAGAAAUAGAGGAGCUGUAUAAAAACCCAAACAUUGUUCAGGUGGUCAAAAUGCAAAGAGCUAGAUGGUUGGGGCACAUAGCGAGGAUGUCCGGCGAAAGGUGGGUUAAAAGAAUACUGAUACAAGGUGAAGGAGGAAAGAGAAGAAGAGGGCGACCGAGAAAAAGAUGGCUGGAGGAAGUGACAAAAGACGUGAGGGAUGUAGGUGUCAGGGAUUGGAAGGAAGAGGCCCUGGAUCGAAAAAGAUGGGAAAGAAGAGUGAAAGAUCUCAUAGCCAAGGGCCGUUAG
Anoplophora glabripennis (Asian longhorned beetle) is the source of this 597-nucleotide messenger RNA. RefSeq lists its product as uncharacterized. NCBI's taxonomy places the organism in Eukaryota, Metazoa, Arthropoda, Insecta, Coleoptera, Cerambycidae. The transcript has 2 exons. The record is from RefSeq and is a predicted model, not a curated record. The coding region runs from base 1 to 597 and encodes 198 amino acids.